Messenger RNA from Colletotrichum destructivum, 2169 nucleotides. RefSeq lists its product as uncharacterized. Gene Ontology annotation, biological process: DNA-templated transcription. Lineage: Eukaryota; Fungi; Ascomycota; Sordariomycetes; Glomerellales; Glomerellaceae. The record is from RefSeq and is a predicted model, not a curated record. The coding region runs from base 1 to 2169 and encodes 722 amino acids. The transcript is spliced from 3 exons. Gene Ontology annotation, molecular function: DNA binding; zinc ion binding.
AUGGCCAAGAUGCGGCUCCCGUUCAGCCAGCAAUGGUCGACUAACUCAGCCGCGAUCACGUUUCUGGACGAGGUAAAAGCUUGCCGUUGGUCACUUGAUGGAAACGCUGAUCAUAAAGCUAACUGCAUUAACCAGGCGUUCCAACAACAUAACGCACCAACACCCGUAGAAGCUGAUACCUCCGCGUUUGCUGCUACCGAAUGGAACCUCCGCAGUCCACGAGAUGGGCUGGCCAGCAGAACAGGAUUUACGUCCAGUGCAAGACAUCGAUCUUCCGACACAACAGGAAUCCAGCCAAGGGCUCGUCGACAUGGACCGAUGGGUGCAGCCGAGCACGAGCUGAUGUCGACAUUACCCGCCUCAGCCCCUGCUGCCUUGCUCGUCGACAACUACUUCGACAAGAUUCACUGGUUCAUGCUGGUCUUCCUCCAAACCGAGUUCCGAGACAGAUUCAAGAGUCUGUGCUCUGCCACGUCUGAUCGGGAAGGCCAGAAGAAUCCCAGGACGGGGUUUUUGAGUCUGGUUCUUGCGGUCUGCUUGACUAGUCUCUGCUACACAAACGCCCAACAAAGGGUUCGACUCAACGAGCUCGCCAUCAACCCAGACCUGCUAAAAGAUAGGCUGCUCACGGUCUUGCGGUUGAGACUUCUCGACAUCGUCUCUUUGGGUUCCAUAGAGGCGGUGCAGACAUGCGUACUUUUGGGGAGCUACUACCUCUACCACGGGGAGCCUGAACUCGCGUGGCCAAUCUGCGGAUGUGGCUUACGCAUUGCCCAAGCUCUUAGACUCCACCAACGGACCAACAACGAGGUUACGACAGUGCUGGAUCUCGACAACCCAAUGCACAGAGUAUUAGAGACUCGCAAAAGAUGCUGGUGGGCCAUCUACGAGAUCGAGACCUUCUGCUCGAUGCUCUACGGCUUCCCACUGAGCAUCGUGAACGAGGACUGCACCGUUGAGCUACCCAGCCCCUAUCCCCUACGAUCGAAGGACGCGUCUUGGGACGCGGCUGGGUGCAAGGCCACUGGGAGUGCUACCCUGCUCUCGUACAAGGUUUCCAUGGCGCGGCUAUCGAUAAUCGUCGCGGAAGCACUCUUGAAGCUCUACGGGACCCGCAACAAGGCUACGAGAAGGGCAGAGGGCCAGUUUGUUGAACACCUCAUCACAACCGUCGCCGCUCUGGAUCAGCAACUCCACGCGUGGCACGAGAGCCUUGAGAGCGAACUGCACCUGGGUGACACGACGCAGACGGGGCAUCCCGAAGGCGCGGACGUCCGUUCUACGGACGUGGGAGGAUAUCCAUCGCGAGAAGAGCGACAGCAUCUCUUCAGAGUCCAGGCCUUGGCCCUCAAGCUCGCGUUCGAAAAUGCGAGGAUCUUGGUACACAGGCCACUACUAUCUUAUCGAGCAACAAGAGAACGUACCCACGCGUAUCGUCUUGUAGACGGCGAUCCCUUUCAGGUUUCCGUCCGCGCGUGCCGGGACGCUGCCAUGCAGAUCGUCAACGUCAGUUCCAGCCCAAAUUUCGGGGAAGCCAUCAACACGUACGCCGUAUCCUUCGUGGCGUUGCAUCUCUUCACCGCCGGCGUUGCUUUGUCCAUCAUAAUGAGCCUCGACCCCCUGAGCCUGGAGUCGUACGAGUCCAAGAUGGGGCUCCGGCGGCUGAUCGGGGUACAUUCCCAGCUCAGGUCGAAAUCCAUCGUUGCCGAGCAGAGCUUGGAAAUCUUGAAGAAGCUCAUGAAGAUCAUCAUGGUGAAAGAGACCGACAUGAUGCUUCAUGUCGACGAGUCACCAGAGUCCACAGGCGAGGCCACCCAGCAACGGAUGGAGCGCAAACAGGGUCCAAGAAGUCCGGUUCAACGAGUGAUCCACGACACCAUCGUCGUCUCAGGCACGACUCUGGAUGCCAGAGACGGCAUGGAUCACACAACACAGGGUCUCGCUCCUUUGCAGGAUGCUACUACGGCGCAGUUGGACUUCUGCGAGGAUCCUCUGAUAACCCAAGCGCUGACCGAGUUUGAACAGAGCAAUGAACUGACUCGAACUACAGUCAUGAGAUACGAUCAAGUCAAUGAUCCUGAGGGAGGGUUUGUCGACUUUGGCGAGUAUCUCACGGAGAGUUGCUUUGAAAGACAAGAUCAAGGGUGGAUGUGGAACCGUGGAAACUGA